This is a messenger RNA of Asparagus officinalis (garden asparagus), 1145 nucleotides long. Its product is annotated as zinc finger matrin-type protein 2. NCBI's taxonomy places the organism in Eukaryota, Viridiplantae, Streptophyta, Magnoliopsida, Asparagales, Asparagaceae. Gene Ontology annotation, biological process: mRNA splicing, via spliceosome. The transcript is spliced from 11 exons. Gene Ontology annotation, molecular function: zinc ion binding; nucleic acid binding. The record is from RefSeq and is a predicted model, not a curated record. The coding region runs from base 161 to 775 and encodes 204 amino acids. Gene Ontology annotation, cellular component: spliceosomal complex; U4/U6 x U5 tri-snRNP complex.
CCCCUCUGGCCGAUCUCUCUCAACUUUCAAAAACCCUAAUAAUUCCUCGAAAUUUUCUCACCCGCUCUGGACUUGAAACAUCCUCGAAUAGAACAAAAGCGUUCUCAACCUCAUUAUCUGAUUGUUAUUGUUAAGAGGAAAGCGCGGUAAGCAAAUUUCGAUGUCUCAUUCAGGGAGCAAAACAGUUGGGGUUGAUAACACUUCCAGAAGAAAAUGGAACAAGGAAGAGUUUUUGGAGAGAGCUCGCGAAAGGGAGCAGGAGGAGGAAGAAGACCGAUUCUCGUCCAAAGCAAAAGCUCCGCCUGUCCAAAGAAAACCCUUGAAACACAGAGAUUAUGAGGUCGACCUUGAAUCAAGGUUGGGAAAGACCCAGGUGGUCACUCCGAUUGCACCCUUAAGCCAACAGGCCGGAUAUUAUUGUUCAGUUUGUGAGUGCGUGGUAAAGGAUUCUGCUAACUAUUUGGACCACAUCAAUGGAAAGAAACAUCAAAGGGCUUUGGGUAUGUCAAUGCGGGUUGAACGAGCAUCUCUUCAACAGGUCCAAGAACGAUUUGAGAGUCUGAAGAAGCGAAAAGAUACAGGAAGCUUUACAGAGCAAGAUUUUGAUGAGAGGAUACUGAAGCAACAGCAAGAGGAGGAAGAGAGGAAGCGGCAACGACGAGAAAGAAAGAAGGAAAAGAAGAAAGGGAAGGCUUUGGAAGAUGAACCAGAGAUCGAUGCAGAUGUUGCGGCCAUGAUGGGCUUUGGAGGCUUCGGUUCUUCUUCGAAGAAAUGAGAUGGCUGCAAGAUUCUUCACAACUUUGAUCUUCCAUUGCACACCCAGGGGAUGUAUAGAGAGCAUCAACACUCUUUGACUAGUCUGGCUUUUUACACAUUUAGUGGAAAUCAAAGGUCAGAAGGGAUUGCGGGAGUCAGCAUAAAUCACGUCAGAUCUUAGUUUCUUUGUAUUGUGAACGCCGUUCUAUUCGGGGAUCAUGUUUUAUUGCUGAAAGAGAAUGUUGUUUCAAUAUUUUGGUUUAUCAUCUUGUACCAAAGCAAAUCAAAUGAACUGUAAUGUGCUUAGACGUUCUAAUACCUUACGAAGUCGCUUCUUAAACAUUCUAUUGUUCAUGUGACAUAUAAAUUAGGAUUUUUAACUAUUAGUA